This is a messenger RNA of Acanthisitta chloris (rifleman), 1103 nucleotides long. It is a transcript of the gene FZD7, whose product is annotated as frizzled class receptor 7. The transcript has a single exon. NCBI's taxonomy places the organism in Eukaryota, Metazoa, Chordata, Aves, Passeriformes, Acanthisittidae. Gene Ontology annotation, molecular function: Wnt-protein binding; Wnt receptor activity. Gene Ontology annotation, biological process: non-canonical Wnt signaling pathway; canonical Wnt signaling pathway. The record is from RefSeq and is a predicted model, not a curated record. The annotation marks the transcript as partial. Gene Ontology annotation, cellular component: plasma membrane.
UACCGCACUGUGGCCCAAGGCACCAAGAAGGAAGGCUGCACUAUCCUCUUCAUGAUCCUCUACUUCUUCGGCAUGGCCAGCUCCAUCUGGUGGGUCAUCCUGUCCCUCACCUGGUUCCUAGCCGCUGGCAUGAAGUGGGGCCACGAGGCCAUCGAGGCUAACUCCCAGUAUUUCCAUCUGGCUGCCUGGGCUGUACCUGCUGUCAAGACCAUCACCAUCUUGGCCAUGGGGCAGGUGGAUGGGGAUGUGCUCAGUGGGGUGUGUUACGUAGGUAUCUACAGCGUGGACUCCCUGAGGGGCUUCGUGCUGGCACCCUUGUUUGUGUAUCUCUUCAUUGGCACUUCCUUCUUGCUGGCUGGCUUCGUGUCCUUGUUUCGCAUCCGCACCAUCAUGAAGCACGACGGCACCAAGACGGAGAAACUGGAGAAGCUGAUGGUGCGCAUCGGUGUCUUCAGCGUCCUCUACACGGUGCCUGCCACCAUUGUCCUGGCGUGUUACUUCUACGAGCAGGCCUUCCGCGGCACCUGGGAGAAGACGUGGCUCCUCCAGACCUGCAAAACAUACGCUGUGCCCUGUCCCAGCCACUUUGCCCCCAUGAGCCCAGACUUCACCGUCUUCAUGAUCAAGUACCUCAUGACCAUGAUUGUUGGGAUCACUACUGGCUUCUGGAUCUGGUCUGGCAAAACCCUUCAGUCCUGGCGACGCUUCUACCACAGACUCAGCACCGGCAGCAAAGGCGAAACAGCAGUAUGAGACCCUCCUGUCCCCUGUGGCACACACACACUCACAUAUGCACACACGCAGAGGAGACUAAUACUCGGCAGAAGAGUAGGGCAAUGGCUCCCUGAAGAGGGAAGAAGGGAGGCUUUUUCAAACUUUUGCUUCCUCACAGAAGGAAAAAAAGGAAAAAUCAUUGCAUAAAGGAUCAGUCAAACUAUGUCCAGUGGUGCUUAUGCUCAGCUAAGUGGAAGAGGACAGUAAAAGAGGCCACUGGUGGGAUGGGAGAGUCCUUCACCCAGAAGUCCCCUUAUUUCUCUCUCCUGCUACCCCUGUCCAGGAAAAAACCUCCAACCCAACUAAAAUCAGCCUGCCUUGCUUUGGAC